Coniophora puteana RWD-64-598 SS2 is the source of this 2874-nucleotide messenger RNA. RefSeq names its product WD40 repeat-like protein. Gene Ontology annotation, molecular function: protein binding. Gene Ontology annotation, cellular component: Pwp2p-containing subcomplex of 90S preribosome; small-subunit processome. The transcript is spliced from 15 exons. The record is from RefSeq and is a predicted model, not a curated record. Gene Ontology annotation, biological process: rRNA processing. NCBI's taxonomy places the organism in Eukaryota, Fungi, Basidiomycota, Agaricomycetes, Boletales, Coniophoraceae. The coding region runs from base 1 to 2874 and encodes 957 amino acids.
AUGACUGCUCAUGAAGAUGCACGGAUAGCUAGCCUACCACGCAAAAAACAACGUAUCGAAUCUCGCGCUAUUGCGUCCUCAUCCUCGUCACAAGAACGUCACCUAUUCGUUCCGUUCCGUGCCCUCGGUCUUGUAACAAACCAUGUACCUUUCCACCUACAAGCGCGCUCGUACAAAGGGGCGACUGAUGGUCCCAAAGUUCACAUCCUUACAUGUCUUGGACGGUCAUGGGCUCUAUGGGAAGGGAGCAAGAUGUCUCUCCUGUUCGUCGGACCCGAGGCCUCUGAGCCUCUUUCUUGUGUGUUGAUGGACGGAGAUGCAGUAUGGGCUACCUCGGGUUCUCAAGUAAUAAAAUACGCUCGGGGUAAAGAGGUUUUUAGACUCUCCAAUCCCCUGGGAAUGCCAUUGGGGCCAAUCACAAUGUUUGGCUCGCAAUGCCUAGCCUUGACAGAGGAUGGUAGUCGACUUGUUAUCUGGGGGGUUGAUGCCGAUGGCCCUACUUUUACUGCGGCAUUGAGCUUUGACAAUGGAUUUACGGCGACAUUGAUGCUUCAUCCUGCAACCUACUUGAAUAAGAUUCUUGUGGCCAGUCGCGAGGGUGAGCUGCAGCUAUGGAACACACGAACACAAACAUGCAUCCACAAGUUCGCAAGCUCAUCACUCCUUGCGUCCUCUUUGGCUACCCCUAGCGCACCUAUGAAUCCAAUUACCGCACUCGUCCAGUCCCCAGCGAUCGACGUUGUCGCAAUCGCAUUCAGUUCUGGCGAAAUCUCUGUAUAUGAUAUACGGACUGAUGAACGGCUAAUGAGGUUGUAUAUGGAUGGUGGCCGGAUUACGUCCUUGUCUUUCCGAGAUGAUGGUCAUCCCGUACUCUGCUCCGCGUCUUCCUCUGGGUCUAUUGUACUUUGGGACCUCAACUCCGGUGGUCGUCUCAUGCAUGUUGUUCGAGGUGCCCAUGAAAGUGCUGUAUGCUCAAUAGCAUGGGUUCCAGGGCAGCCUCUUUUGAUCAGCUCUGGAGAUGACAAUAGUGUGAAGCAAUGGUUAUUUGAUUCUCCCACUGCUGCUCCUCGCCUUCUCAAGUAUCGGUCAGGGCAUCAAUCCCCUCCUCAUCUCAUCCGCUACUAUGGCGAGGACGGCAAGCAGCUCCUAUCCGCUUCCUCUGACCGAAGUCUGCGAUAUACCUCCGUCGUGAGAGACUCGAGGUCUUUCGAGCUAUCUCAAGGCUCUUUGGCCAAAAAAUCGUCAGCACUUUCCAAACCACUACAGUCUUUCAAGUUCCCUUCCAUCGCGGCGAUUUCAUAUUCCACAACUCGGGCAAAAGACUGGGACGACGUUCUUACGGCACAUACGGAUGAAUCACUCGCACGGACUUGGUCGAUUCAAAACAAGAAAGUGGGUAAACAUAAGUUCCAGCAGCACGAUGGAUCAAAACGCAAAUCCGCGAGCCCAGGAGUGAAGGCUGUCUGUGUCACAGCAUGCGGCAACUUUGGAAUCACAGGCACGUCGGGUGGCGGUGUAUGUAUGUGGAAUAUGCAGUCAGGCAUCCAACGCAGAGUCUUUGAGCCUGCAUCUCCUGCCAACAAGUUUGACAAGGGCGACGAUCAUAAACGGGAAGAUACCUGCGUCUCUGGUAUCGCGACGGAUGCACUCAACCGCCUCGUCAUCGUCAGCACUUUGGCUGGGGCAAUCAAUUUUUUCAACUUCCAUACCUCUAACUUGGAGGACACAUUGGACCUUUCUUCGUCAAUUCUUUUGAUAUCGCUGCACAGGGAUAGCGGCUUGCUAGCAGCUGCAUGUGAGGACAUGCAUGUCAGAAUCAUUGACAUCGAGACCCAUCGGGUCGUCAGAGAGCUUUCCUGCGGUUCGCGAGGACGGAUCCUUGAUAUGUCUUUCUCCCCUGAUUGCCGCUGGAUCAUUGUGUCAUCUUUCGAUUCGGUAAUACGAACAUUCGACAUCCCUACAGGACAACUCGUCGACGCAUUCCGUACCCCGAACAUCGCGCCGAGUAUAGCAUUUUCACCUACCAACGAUUUUCUUGCUACCACGCAUGCAAAUAGCCCAGGGAUUUAUUUAUGGGCAAAUCGGGCACAGUAUACCGAAGUUUCUCUUCGCUCUAUACGAGAAGAAGAUGUCGCGGACGUUGAUAUGCCUGUCAUGCAAGGGGCAGGAGACGAAGACGAAGACACAAGUGCUCUUGUUGCUCUUACCAUUGCGGAGGAAACGCCCAAUGUGUUUUCUACACCACCUCAGCUCGACGGUGAUCUCGUAACACUGACCUUGCUCCCCCGGUCGAGGUGGCAAACGCUGCUAAAUCUCGAUGUCAUCCAACUUCGCAACAAGCCAAGGGAACCUCCGAAAAGGCCAGAACAAGCUCCUUUCUUCUUGCCACCACUUCCUGGUGUUGAGGGAAGAUUUGCUGCUGCUGAGAAGACAGAUGUCGAAAGGAAGGACCACAUGCGCAGAUCCGACAGAGACGCUGCGACAAGGUCUGAGAGUGUGUUCCAGAGAAGGCUUGCUCAUCUUGUCAGCGACAAGGAUGAUUGUGAGUUUUCGGCGGACUCAUUCUUCGAUUACAUCAAAACUCUUUCUCCCGCCGCAAUAGACGUGGAAUUGCGUUCGCUGGUCACCUUAUCCAGUUUGUGCCAGUUUUUACGAGCGAUGCGAAAACGACUUGAGACACGAAGAGAUUUUGAGGCGGUGCAAGCGCUGUUAAACGUAUUCUUACGGAUGCACGCUGAAGUGCUAUUGGAAAACGAAGAGACCGAAGAGGAGAUGGAGAUAUUACUGGCAGUACAACGACGAGAAAGCGAGCGAGUUCUCGAGUUGACGGCUUCUUCUAUAGGGACGCUCGGUUUCGUCCGAGACGUCAUGUAG